GUCGAAUUUGUCAGACUGAACCUUGGGUUGUUUCAGCAGGAUCCGCCGUUGAAGUUCUCACAGCAGAGACAUGGCUAAUCUGAAGGGGAUGCUGCUCCGUGGAUGUACUCUCAUGUGUCUUUUAUUUUCAUUCUUCGUCGGGUCUCUUGCUGACGUUCAGACAAGUACAAGUACAUUACAUCAUCAUAUAAGCACCUCACGAGUGCUUCCUCCAAAUACUAGCUUUGAUGAUAGCCACUUAACAGACGCAGAAAACCGGGAAUCUACCGUAUAUGACUAUAGCACUUUUACAACAGUGAUGGAUGAAGUGACUGUCCAUGCUGCUGAUAAUACCGACGUCUCUAUUGAAAGCUGGGCCUGGUAUCCGAUGACCUGGCCUUGGCAUUCGAUUCUCCGCCUGAAUUCCGCCAUAAUUGGCAUCAUCGGUAAUGCAGUCGUAAUCCUCGUCGUUUUCAAUCGUCGGGUCUCCAAGAACUCCACCGACAUCUUGAUCGGAUCUCUGGCAGUGGCUGAUCUGUUGUCUUCGAUAGCAAUCGUCCCCGUCCCUCAGAUCAAGUACGUCCCUUCGACAUGGCUUGGUGAGGUCUACUGCCGAGUGGUCAACGGUCAGAUCUUCAUGUGGUUCUUCGUGACCGCAUCCAUCUUCACCUUGACUGCCAUUUCUGUAGAAAGAUACGUUGCCGUCAUUCACCCGUUCACGUUUCGGCGAAUCUUCUCCAUUCGACGGACAACAAUCUACAUCAUUAUCAUCUGGACGAUCUGUGUCAUCAAUUACGCAACCUACUUCUAUUUCUUCAUCAAGGUGCACGAACCGACCCAUAGCUGCCAGGUGCCCAAAGACCCGCCGUCUUUUCGGCUUCUUGGAGGGCUGUCCCAGGUCAUCUUCAAAUACAUGUGUCCUUUGUUCAUCAUGGUUAUCACCCAAGCAAUGAUCAUCAUAACCUUGCAUCGACAAGCGAAGCGCUUCAGGUCGAUGAACGAUUCCAAAGUGAAAACCACCCAUGCCGAGAAGUCUCACCAUGCGAAAGGAAGAGUCAUCAGGAUGUUGCUAUUGGUCGUCAUCACGUUCAUGGUGUGCUGGUCGCCUAGCCAAAUGUCGUUCCUCCUCUACAGCGCACAGAUCAUUGGUCCUGCCUAUCUCUACAGCCCGUUGAAUCGUAUUUUCACUGUCAUGGGCUUCUAUAACUCUUGUGCAAACCCAAUCAUCUACACCAUAAGCAAUGCCGAAUUUAGACUUGCCGUCAAAAGCGUUCUGACGCGUAAAGGUAGCGAUACAAUCUCGGCUUUCGGAAUCAAAUCAGAAACAGACAAUCCCGAUACUGCAAUGAGUUCAGUGCACGAUACUUAAACACUGAAU
Molecule: messenger RNA, 1357 nt
Organism: Lytechinus variegatus (green sea urchin)
Lineage: Eukaryota; Metazoa; Echinodermata; Echinoidea; Temnopleuroida; Toxopneustidae
Product: allatostatin-A receptor-like
Exons: 2
Coding region: 71-1348 (425 amino acids)
Biological process (GO): G protein-coupled receptor signaling pathway
Cellular component (GO): membrane
Molecular function (GO): G protein-coupled receptor activity
Source: RefSeq, a predicted model, not a curated record